Syngnathus typhle (broad-nosed pipefish) is the source of this 2464-nucleotide messenger RNA. It is a transcript of the gene ccnl1a, whose product is annotated as cyclin L1a. The transcript is spliced from 6 exons. Gene Ontology annotation, biological process: regulation of transcription by RNA polymerase II. Bases 94 to 834 code for a protein of 246 amino acids. Gene Ontology annotation, molecular function: cyclin-dependent protein serine/threonine kinase regulator activity. NCBI's taxonomy places the organism in Eukaryota, Metazoa, Chordata, Actinopteri, Syngnathiformes, Syngnathidae. Gene Ontology annotation, cellular component: nucleus. The record is from RefSeq and is a predicted model, not a curated record.
AGCAGCUUUGUGACGUCACUCUUCUAGUUCGGCACCCUGUUCCGUCCUGUGGCUGCCUGAUCACCCCCGCCGAAAACGUUUUUUUUCCCCCGAAUGAACAUGGCCGCAGGUCCACUUUCUGUGUCUUCAACCACGUCAACAAACAACGAUGGCAUCCUCAUUGGUGAUAAAGUUUAUUCCGAAGUGUACCUUACGAUUGACAACUCGCUCAUCCCCGAGGAAAGGCUCUCUCCGACGCCGUCAAUGCUUGACGGCCUCGACCUACACACGGAAACCGACCUUCGCAUUUUGGGAUGUGAGCUGAUUCAAUCGGCGGGCAUUCUUCUCCGUUUACCACAGGUGGCGAUGGCAACUGGGCAAGUGCUGUUUCAUCGAUUCUUUUACUCCAAGUCUUUCGUCAAGCAUAGUUUCGAGAUUGUUGCAAUGGCUUGUAUUAACUUGGCCUCCAAGAUUGAAGAAGCACCCAGGCGAAUAAGAGACGUUAUCAACGUUUUUCAUCACUUGAAGCAGAUUAGAGUAAAAAAGACUCCAAGUUCAUUGAUUCUUGAUCAGAACUACAUAAACACCAAAAAUCAAGUCAUCAAAGCUGAGCGGCGUAUUCUCAAGGAACUGGGCUUCUGUGUGCAUGUCAAGCAUCCGCACAAGAUAAUUGUCAUGUACUUGCAAGUCCUGGAGUGUGAAAAGAACCAAACGCUGGUCCAGACCGCCUGGGUAGUCCGUGCUGGUAAGUCACAUAAAGAACCUCUGAACUCUGCCUCCUCCAACCACAUGACCUCAGGAAGCCUCCCCCCUUUGGCUGGCUGCCCCUCUCCGCACAGCCAGUCCCAAUGCUGAGACUCGUUGAAGGGGGCGCGGCGCGCUCGCUGGGGCCUUUCCCAACAGCCUACAUCGUCUUAUUUUCUCUUGGCUCCCCACAAGGAUUUGUAUUUUUCUUUGUGCCAAGGCUCUUAGGAUCACAUUGUUACCAUAUUUUAAUUACAUUCUAGUUUACUCUUACUGAGUAUUGACCAAAGUUAGUUUUUGGAGCAGGUAAAAACUUAAUAGUAUAGCAUGUCAUGUUCCAAACUGACGUGUUGUCCAGACAUGUCUGUUUUGCAGGCGGAUCCAGUUCUCAGGUUUUGCCUUCCGGGACCCUUCUUGCUCUGCACCAGUCAUAAUUCAACACAGUUAGCAUGUUGUUGGCAUAGUUUUAAUCCUGAGCCAUUGAAGUAUCUUAUGGUUCCUUAAUUAGACUGUAACAGCUGAGUGUGCUGAAUAUCAGCGUCUUCUAGAUGAAGGAAAACAUGUAGAAUGGAGGAGGAACAUAGCAAAGAUUUUUUUUCUUUCAUUUUUGCCUGGCCAAUUAAUUUUUUGUGAGGGUUGGUUUUCAGGUUUGUUCAGUUGCAUUUUACCAUUUUGCUCCUCAUAGACUACGUUUGGUUUUAAUCCUUUUUUGUCUGUCUUCCAAUGACAUUGAUUACUCAUGUUUUUGCCCGAUAUACACCCCAUUUUUGAAUGUCACCACUUUUCGUUUAUCCUUUGAAAUAUCAAGUGUGCAUUUUUUUUUUGGGCACAGCAAUUUCAUCCAAGACAGCAAUCCUCUGAUCAUAGUCUUGUCUCCAAGUCUGAUUUGGAUAAUGAAUUACGAUGACAAAGUUUGGCCUCGUAAGCUUGCACACCGCUGGCUUUCCCGGAACUAGCUUCUGUGCAUGUUGACCGACUUUAAAUGCUUUUGCUUCCUGGUCCCUUCAGAUCUAACAAUCUGAAUGUGGCAACUGUGGCGUCGAUACAUUUGAUACAUCUAAAACGUGUGCAUGUUCCCAUGGCAUGUGUCAUCACCUCAUCUGCUCAUGGCAAGGUGUCGUGUAAGGCUGGCAGGUCUUCAGAUGGAAAUUAUGUGACAAACACCACUGCCGUGAACACCCCAGAGAGAAAUGGGCAAAGUUAAACAUUACAGACCCCAAGUUUAACUUAACUAGCUAUUCGGGGAUCUUAGCAGCUCGACAUUUCAGCUACUGCUAUACAGUGGUACAGCAAAUUUGAAUUUCGAAGUUGUAUUUCCGAUCAAAAUCUCAUAUGAAAUCAGUUAUUCCAGAGUUACCACCAUUAAAACCUUAGCCAAAGUUACAUUAUUGUAACAAGUUAAAAGUUGACUGAUCUGAUUUUGAUGUUUUGGCGAAAGUAUAAAAAGUCACGGCAUAUGUUUUAAUCACAAGUAACAAGUGUAGCUGCCAUGAAAAAAUGUAAUAUGGGUCAUCCAAAUCUGCAGUGGGCGCUUGUCACUAGUCAUAAUAUCUAAAUCAAUUAUUUUUGUUUGGUAAAGCUUGAUGACUUUAGGGAGCCAGUGGAAGCAAAACUCGGAAGUAAAAAGGCAUGAAAACAAGCAAUCGUGCCAAACAUUAACAACACUUAUUUGUGAUCAGUCGUCCAUGGCUGAUGGUGGUGGUCUCCAAAUAUGACACCUCACUACUAAUUGACUUAAUUU